UACAACGAAUCACUGUCAACAGGAACCAAACAUGGAGGAGUGGAUGCCAUUUUUGAUGAAACCCCUUACCUCACGCUCUUCCUCUCCAAAUAUAGAUCUCAUUUCAUGAUGACAGGACCGAACUAUAAAACUGGCGGAUUUGCCUUUGCAUUCCCAAAGGGAUCUAUCCUGGCCUCCCAUUUCUCAAAUGCAAUCUUAAAUGUGACGCAAGACGUGGAGCCAUAUCGUGAGCUGAUGGCCAAGAACUCCUUACCCACUUCCAUUGAAGAUUUUGAAUUUGAAGAGCAGAGUGAUAUAGAGACGUCAAGUCUGAGUAUAGCUAACUUUGAAAGCCUUUACCCUGUCCUAAUAUCCUUAGUGGCUCUCUCUUUAGGCCUUGCCACUCUGAAUCCAUCAGUGAUCACACGGUUGCGUGAGAAGCUAAGCCUUAGUGGCUCUCUCUUAUCAGUGAUCACACGGUUGCGUGAGAAGCUAAGCCGCAAGUCAGCUAAGGCUUAA
Molecule: messenger RNA, 498 nt
Organism: Neltuma alba
Lineage: Eukaryota; Viridiplantae; Streptophyta; Magnoliopsida; Fabales; Fabaceae
Product: glutamate receptor 2.9-like
Exons: 2
Coding region: 106-498 (130 amino acids)
Source: RefSeq, a predicted model, not a curated record